Molecule: messenger RNA, 2304 nt
Organism: Prunus armeniaca (apricot)
Lineage: Eukaryota; Viridiplantae; Streptophyta; Magnoliopsida; Rosales; Rosaceae
Source: the annotation of a GenBank genome assembly
AUGGCUGGAUCUGGAAGCUCAGAGGCUAGAAUCCCAAUUUUCUCUGGUGAGAACUAUGAGUUUUGGAGGAUUAAGAUGGUUACCAUAUUCAAAUCAUAUGGUUUAUGGGUUUUGGUAGAGAAGGGGUUUACAAUCCCAGAUUCAAAGAAGAAGGAAUCUGAGGAUGUUUCAGGAGAAGAAGUUGAUGAGAAAGCAGCUGCCAUUCUCAUGAGGGAUGUGAAAGCUCUUGGAAUUAUCCAAAAUGCAGUUUUUGAUCAGAUUUUUCCCAGGAUUGCAAAUGCUGACUCUGCAAAGAUGGCUUGGGAUCUGCUGUACUCAGAAUACCAUGGUGGAGAGCAUGUUAGAUCGGUAAAACUUCAAAACCUCAGACGUGAAUUUGAGUACACUAGGAUGCGUGAUAAUGAAGCCUUAUCUGAUUAUCUUACUAGACUAAAUGAAUUGAUCAACCAAAUGAAAACAUUUGGUGAAGUUCUGUCAAAUGAGAGGCAGGUUCAGAAGGUGUUAAUUAGUCUUAGUAAGAAGUAUGAUCCUAUAUGUCUUGUGAUUGAAAACACAAAGACUCUAGAAACUGUGGAGUUGCAGGAAGUGAUUGCCAUUUUGAAGAGUCAAGAACAAAGACUUGAAAUGCAUAAUGUUGAUACAGCUGAGAAGGCAUUUGCCUCAUUCAUUGUGAAUCCCAAAGGUCAGAAUAAAAAUGGAUCUCAGUCUAGUUCAUCCAAGUCACAGGGAAAUUGGCAUUCUAAAGGAAAGCCAUGGGAGUCAAAAGGCAAGUCACAGCUGAACAAUUAUCCUGCACAGAAUGUCAAUUCUACAAAUCAGGAGAAUGCAAAACCUCAAUGCAAGGUGUGUUCAAAGCAUCAUUUUGGUGAGUGUAGAUACAAGGGGAAACCAAAAUGCUAUAACUGUGAUAGGUUUGGACAUUUUGCUAGGGACUGUACUGUGAAUAAAAAUGUGCAGAAGGCAAACUAUUUAAACCAAAUAGAUGUGACAGGGAAUCUGUUUUAUGCCAAUUGCACAACCACUGAGAUCAAAACCAAUGGAGAAUGGUAUGUUGAUAGUGGCUGUAGCAAUCAUAUGACCGGAGAUUUAAAACUGCUGGUUGAUGUGAGAACUAAUGUGACAGGGAAGGUACAAAUGCCAACAGGUACACUUGUAAAUGUUGCUGGCAUUGGUUCACUGAUGAUUGACACAGAAAAGGGUAGGAAAUACAUCAGAGAAGUAAUGUACCUGCCAGGGUUAAAGGAAAACUUGCUGAGUGUUGGACAGAUGGAUCAACAUGGAUAUUGUCUGGUGUUUGGAGAAGGAAUGUGCAGGGUGUUUGAUAGUCCAUCUAUGGAUUAUCUAAUCAUCAAAGUACCAAUGAAGAGUAACAGAUGCUAUCCAGUAUCUUUUCUUGCUGACAACCAGCUACUCAUGAAAACCAGUUUCACUCAAUGCACAUGGAUGUGGCAUAAGAGACUAGGUCACUUGCACUUUAAAGGUCUGAAACAGUUAAGAGAGAAAGACAUGGUGCAUGGUUUACCACAAUUGGAAGAACAAAGUGGUGUGUGUGAAGGGUGCCAAUUGGGAAAACAACAUAGGGUUGUGUUUCCAAAGGAACAAGCUCAAAGAGCAAGCAAGGCACUUGAAUUGGUGCAUAUAGAGCUUUGUGGUCCUAUGAGAAAUGAAUCAGUUGCAAGGAACAAAUAUUUCAUGCUGAUUAUAGAUGAUUUCACAAGAAUGAUUUGGGUAUACUUCUUAAGAAACAAAUCAGAAGCUUUCAGCUGUUUCAAGAAGUUCAAGUCUAUGACUGAAUUACAAACUGGACACCAAGUGAAAUGCAUAAGAAGUGACAGAGGUGGAGAGUUUCUAUCUACUGAAUUUGUGGAGUUUUGUGAAGCUCACGGCAUUCAAAGGCAGCUUACAAUGGCCUAUACUCCUCAGCAAAAUGGAGUGGUAGAGAGAAAGAAUAGGACUGUCAUUGAGAUGGAAAAAUCAAUGUUACAUGAUAAGGGAAUGCCUUAUUUCUUAUGGGCAGAAGCAGUGCAUACAACUGUUUAUUUGCUGAACAGAUGUCCUACCAAAGCUCUCCAUAACAUUACCCCAUUUGAAUCAUAUAGUGGAAGGAAGCCUGGAAUUGCACAUCUGAAAGUUUUCGGUUCUCUGUGUUAUGUUCAUGUACCAGCUGAAUUGAGGCACAAGUUGGAUCCUAAGAGUACAAAGGGAGUGUUUGUGGGAUAUGCCACUUGUGAAAAAGGCUAUAGAGUUUUUGAUCCAAUCUCUAACAAGCUGAUAUUGUCAAGGGAUGUGACAUUCGAUGAGUAA